AUGGGUGAGAUAAAAGAGAAUACCCCGAUUUUCAGAUGGCCUGAUAAAAAGUUAGUUAUUUUAGUCAUAUUAUUGUUUUUUAUUCAUAUGCAAAUAUUAUUACAUCUUAUCAAUAUAGCAAAAAAUUAUUUUUUAUUUUGAAUUUAAAAAGCCAUGUCUCUUCUGAAUGGUAUACAUGGAAAACAAAAAAUGUUUUUUUUUUAAUCUCUAAUGCCAUAGUUUAAUUUAUACGCAAUUUUUUUGUAGUUACAUUUUAUCUCGUGAUAUAGCAUCCGACAUAGUACCGUCUUUUUGUCGCGGAGCUACAUAUAUUUACACAAAAGCAGCAUUAACAAAAGUUUUGGAAUAUACGUCAACCGUGAACAUAUUCCGUGCUGAAGAUGUUUUAUUUAAUGGUGUCGUAAGUGCUAUUGCUGGAGUGCAACAAAGAAACAUAAAUGGUCUUUGUGCAAAUUUAGUAGGUCAAACUUACUUUUUUUAAAAUUUUUUACUAAACAUUUCUUCUUCUAGUUUUUAAUUUUUGUUUUUUAAUGCUACCAACUUAAAAAAUGGUUUUAGAAAAAAACUUGUACAAUGUCACACCACUCACAUAUUGUGAACUUACACCAGCACAACUAUAUUCCUACUAGUAAAGCAUAAAAUUGUUUCUACGUCUGAACAUUUAAUGAAGAUUUUGUCACACAAGGGUUUAAACAUACUACAUAAAAUAAUAAACCAUUUGUUUGUAUUUGUAACAAGGUUGAAUCAGCGAACAGGGGUAACUGCCGAGGGCAGAAGAUAAUCCGCAUCGCCUUCUGUGAAAUUUGACAAAAAUUUAUGUUAUUAUAAUGCAAUUACCUGAUAUUAAACUCAAAUCCAAAAAAAAAAAAACAGUUUAUAUAAAACGGUGAAACAAAGAUAACUAACUACAUAUUAUAGGGUUACACUAUAGAAAUGUUUGUCAUCCGGGUCGCUUGCUUGUUGAUACUAGUGGUUGGAGCUACAUCUGGAACAGCGGUCGUGUGCCCAAAGGUUCAGAAAGCGGUGGGAAAGCUGAUUUCUGCUGACUUUAGUGCUGAUAUAUUUAAUUCAGCAUGCAACUUAAUUCUUAACGGUACCAAACAAGGAACUUCCUUUAGCAACCUUGCUACAAGUAAGUACUCUUUGCUAAGAGUUAUGUUACAAAAAUUUGUUAACGUUAUUAAAUAUUAGGGAGAAAUUCCCGUUUGGCUUAGAACUUUCAGGAAAAUCCGAUAUAUAAGGGACGAGCUAAAUACAUCGGAUGGAAAGUAUCAGACAAAAAAUGCGGUUUCUUGUCUGAUAUUUUCGUCUCUCAUUUUCCCGCUAUCUUUUUUUUCCUCUCGUUGCCGACGGCAGUUAGAGAAAAAAAAAGAUCGUUGAAAAAAAUAUCAGACAAGGAAUUGCAUUUUUUGUCUGAUACUUUCCAUCCGAUGUAUUUAGCUCGUCCCUUAUAUUCAAUUGCAUGAAUUAGUUCCUUAAAUUAAAUUUUAAUCUAUAAUCACAUAUAUUUUAGGCCUUUAUAACACAUUGGAAUCGCAAGUCUUGUCGCUUACCGCCUUCUACGGGCCUGCUAUGAAGCUUUACACUGGCCUAUCUGACUGGGAAGACGUACUAGACAAAGCUGUAACCCAAAUUAAAAAAGUUUGCAAACCAUACUACAACAACAAAUUAUUGAAAAACAAACCUGCUAGUAUGACUGCUAUGGACAAAAAGAUUGCCGGUUGGAUUGUGAAGAAGGUCGUUCGCGGUGCUAUGCUGGAUGUUAAGGGAGCUAUCGAAUCGUCUGACUGGAAACUGAUCCUUACCGACUUGUGGACUCCAAUCAGAUUCGAUGCCAACGGCUUCACCAAACCUUAA
Bursaphelenchus okinawaensis is the source of this 1857-nucleotide messenger RNA. The record is from the annotation of a GenBank genome assembly. NCBI's taxonomy places the organism in Eukaryota, Metazoa, Nematoda, Chromadorea, Rhabditida, Aphelenchoididae.